This is a messenger RNA of Fragaria vesca subsp. vesca, 675 nucleotides long. Its product is annotated as agamous-like MADS-box protein AGL15-like. Gene Ontology annotation, biological process: regulation of transcription by RNA polymerase II. Bases 1 to 675 code for a protein of 224 amino acids. NCBI's taxonomy places the organism in Eukaryota, Viridiplantae, Streptophyta, Magnoliopsida, Rosales, Rosaceae. The transcript has a single exon. Gene Ontology annotation, molecular function: RNA polymerase II cis-regulatory region sequence-specific DNA binding; protein dimerization activity; DNA-binding transcription factor activity, RNA polymerase II-specific. The record is from RefSeq and is a predicted model, not a curated record.
AUGCCAGAGACUGAAAUUCUCGGGAAGAAGAGGCAUGCCACUUUGCUCAAGAAAGCACAAGAAUUAUCUAUUCUAUGUGAUGCAGAGGUCGCAGUCAUCGCUUUCACAAGCGACGGAAAGCUUCAUGAGUACUCUAGCAAGAGAGUGGAACACACUCUCUCAAGAUACAAGAACUAUACGGGACGACGAACCAAGAUGGAACCUGAUCAUCAGCUAGAGGAGCGCCGCCGCGGAACUGUUUCAAACGAGGAACACCCAAAAUCAAGUGACGAAGUUCUUCAUGCACUCAAGGGACAACAUGCAGCGCUGAAAUUAGACAAACUACGAAGAACGGGAAAGGCUUUGGAUGGCUUGAGUAGGGAAGAGCUGUAUGCACUAGAGCAAGAACAAAAAGGGGCGUUAGUAUCUGUCCUGAAAAAGAAAGAGGAACUACUUGUGCGCUUGUUGGAAAAGAAAGAGGAACUACUUGUGCGGUCUAAGGAGCGUGAACAUCAAGCCAUUCAAGAGAAGGAGAUUUUGAUGAGAAGGGGUUUUGAGGAGAGGACGAAGGAGAUACCCUGUCUUCAACUGUUCCCAGAGAACAGUACGGGUUUGUGCACAAGCUCGAAAGCUGUUGCGCUUUCGAGUUCUCCAGCGCAGGAUAUGGACAUUGAUAUUUUGCGCCUUAGGCUUUAG